Molecule: messenger RNA, 2506 nt
Organism: Drosophila hydei
Lineage: Eukaryota; Metazoa; Arthropoda; Insecta; Diptera; Drosophilidae
Gene: Sse
Exons: 7
Coding region: 131-2047 (638 amino acids)
Biological process (GO): meiotic chromosome separation; proteolysis
Cellular component (GO): centrosome; cytoplasm; mitotic spindle
Molecular function (GO): cysteine-type endopeptidase activity
Source: RefSeq, a predicted model, not a curated record
UUUUACGCCACUGCUAACACUGCAGCAUGCAAACCGUAAAAACAACAACAACUUGUGGCAUGCAAAAGCAGUGGCAGACGGCGCCGUUUUUCGAAUUAAACAAUUUAAAUUGCAAUAAUUUUUACACAAAAUGUUUGAUGCCGAAGCAACGGAAAAGGAAUUGCGUUGCUUAACAAGUGUGCAGGUUGGACCCGAAACAAAAGAAUAUAAUUUAUUGCGUGCGGACGAGGAAUAUCGCAAUGGCAACGAAAAGGACUCAAUUUAUUAUCAAGUUCGAGCACUGUUCCAGUGUGCAGAUAUGCGACUCCUAACCGAGGCUCAGGACCUGGAAAACCAGCAACCAAACGCGUCUGAAAUAUUGUUGGAAGCGACUCGCAGGGAGAAAGCCGACUACAAAAGCAAUAAAUUUCUGCAAAACAUCUUGCAACAUCAAUUGAAACUAGAGCAGCAGACGGCAAAGCCACCAAACGCAGUCGUCGAUAGCCUGGACUUCCUGGAGGAUGCAAAGGAUCCAAAGACAGGGUAUGCGCGCAUCUCAAACGUCUGUCAACAACUGCCGGAGGAAUGGUGCGUGCUGCAGCUGUGCAAGAGCUUCAAUGCGGCAACUACUUACUCCACAUUUUGUGAGAUCGCUGGAGCCAAUGGUGACAUAUAUAUCUCUCUCCUGCGACACUGUCGCAGUCCGGAGCUGGAACCCACUUGCCUGCACUUCAAUAACGAUGCAUUGGUCAGCCUAUUUCAGGAAUACGGCACUUUGGUAGAGCGUUUUAGACGGGUAGUAACAGUCGAUCCGCUGACGGUAAAGGAUCAGGCAGCCAAGGCCAAGUACUGGAAAGAACUGAAUGCCUUUGAAGAGUACCUAAAGAAGCUGAUUUCUGAGCUGACCAGCGUUUUGAAGCCGUAUUGCUUUAUGUUUCUGGGCAAGCGUUAUUCCGAUGCUGCAGUGCAGCAGCAAACAAAAUUGAUGUAUGAUCACGUUGAUGAGUUCUGUGUUGAGCACAGCUGGAGCAAUCAUCAGCGUAUACUGCUUUCACAGGCGGCAUUGCAUGCGAAUCGUUUGCCCCAUGACCAGAUGAAACAGCUUAGCUAUGAACUCAAUAACAACAACAAUAAUUACAAUGAGACUGAAGCACUGCUCGUCUAUGAGCUGCUCAAGAGCUGUGCCAGUAAAUGGGAGAAGCUGGAACAGCGUCAACCGCUGGCGGCUAAACGCUUUCCCAUUAUUCUGGUGGUAGACGAGCGCCUGGAUCAUAUGCACUGGGAGCAGUUGGCACCCAUGCAGGAGUGCACGCGUAUCAAAUCACUGCACAGUUUGUGGCGCCUGUUCAAGUGUCACAAGUCACAGAUUCAGCACGGCUACUAUAUGGUUAAUAUAAAGCGUGGCAUAACGCUCAUCAAUCCUGAUGCUGAUCUGGCCAAUUCAGGUCGCCGUCUGCGCAGCUUCCUCGAAUACUGGCUAGGCCAUUGGCAGCAUAUGUUCGAGACGGUGCCCACAGAGCAGUUUAUGAUUGAAAAGGCUUUCAAGGCCGAUUGUUUUGUCUAUGCGGGUCACGGUUCGAGCCUGCAAUAUGUUUCCAGUCGCUUGAUUUAUCGCAAUCGUAUCAAGGGUGUCGUCUUUCUUUUUGGUUGCGACUCGACACGCGUGUUGAGCUCGGGUCUGUACAGCGCUUUAUACGGAGCACAGGACUAUUACCACGGCGCCCAAUGUCCCACUGUAGUGGGCACAUUGAUGCCCGCUCUUGAUGGCAAUAUGGAUAAUGUGUCCGCCAAUAUACUGAGCCAGUGGACAACACCGUCGAAGCAACAGAUUAUACCCUGGACAAAUAUUGAUCGUCAGGCGUGGGUCUCGCAGGGCACUGUCAAAGCAGCCCUGAAAGGGAACAACGAGACACUGGAACAGCAACCGAACUAUCAAAUGGGCAGCCUAUGCGCAAUUUUGGCCAACGUGCAGAUGGGCAAAGUGGAGCCUAAAAUCUACAACUGUUGUGUCUACGUAUGUCGAGGCUUACCGGUCUGGAAUUUAGCCGUGCAGGAGCUACCUUUUUAGAUAAAUCGUAUAUAGAGAUGAGGAUAUUGGGAUAAAGAAAGGCAUAUGAAGGGGUCAUUUUGAUAUUGAGUUGAACUCUUCCACAAAACCUUAUGUGUUUAGAUUUAGUAUGUAAUGAAGUAGCACAAUCUACUCCCUUCUGUUUCGCCUGAAACUUAGUGGUUCGAUAACUCACAAAUAGAGCUAGUAUAAAGCUGUAGAGAGUAAUGCUUAGCCAAAAUCAAACAUUCAACAUCAACAUUCUAUAUUCAGAUGAUGUAAGUAAGGAAAUAGCACAGCUGCUAGUCGACUUGCAUUAAAAAUUUAAGACUUAGAUUUAGUUUUAAGUAUCUCACUUGUGUAUUAAAUAACUAGCCCUAAGUUUGCAAGUUAAACGUGCUUGAAAAUGUUGCAUAAAAGAUCAAACACAACACAUAGAAUCGUAUAAGAUAUCAAAUAACAUAUAGAUGGAUCAAAAUU